Messenger RNA from Nicotiana attenuata, 1494 nucleotides. Its product is annotated as protein trichome birefringence-like 34. The coding region runs from base 195 to 1421 and encodes 408 amino acids. Gene Ontology annotation, molecular function: O-acetyltransferase activity. NCBI's taxonomy places the organism in Eukaryota, Viridiplantae, Streptophyta, Magnoliopsida, Solanales, Solanaceae. Gene Ontology annotation, cellular component: Golgi apparatus. The record is from RefSeq and is a predicted model, not a curated record. The transcript is spliced from 5 exons.
AUUAGUACGAAAUUUAGUUAUCGCUGCAGAGACAAAAGCCACCAGGUUCCAAAAUCCAUCCGCCCCAAAUUUGGGUUGUUGGGGUCAAAACAAUCAGGCUAUAUGGUUGCUUCCUUGACGAACUCACCAAUACCAUUUCCAUAUUCCCACCUUUUUUAAACAGAAAGCAAAAGCCUGAAGCAGCAGAGAAAAAAAUGGAUGGAAGACCAAUACCCUGCAGUAUUUUGAAGAACAAGGGAAUGGGUAUUCAACUAAGCUUUCAGCUUCUGGUAGCUAUUAUCAUGGCAGUUUUAGUCAUUACCACUUUCUCCAUGUCCAGAGGAAUUACUGAAACUCUAAAGUUAGUUGAGAAGCAGCCUCAGAAAAGGUCAUUAUCUAGCUGCAAUUUCUAUUCUGGCAAAUGGGUGUUUGAUAAUCAAUCUCGCCCUCUUUAUAAUGGGACGAAUUGUUCGUUCAUGGAUGAUGGAAUGGCUUGUCAAAAGUAUGGGAGGAAGAAUCUUCACUAUCUCUACUGGAAAUGGCAACCCAAUGAUUGUGAUCUUCCUAGAUUUAAUGCCACGGCGAUGUUGGAGAAGUUGAGGAACAAAAGGGUUGUAUAUGUAGGAGAUUCACUCAAUAGGAAUCAGUGGGUUUCAAUGGUCUGCAUAUUAGAGUCACAAAUCCCUAAUCAUCUCAAAUAUGUUCAUUAUAAUGGCUCUUUGGUCACCUUUAAAGCUAUUGGAUACAAUGCUACUAUUGAUUUCUACUGGGCACCAUUGUUAGUUGAAUCAAACUGUGACAAUCCAUCGUAUCAUCGUGUGGAAGAGCGCAUAGUGAGAGUCAAUAUAGAGAAGCAUGCCAGAAUUUGGAAAGAUGCUGAUGUGCUUGUCUUUAAUUCCUAUUUGUGGUGGAGAUUGAAUUUGAAGGUUCUGUGGGGAUCUUUUGAAAGUGCAGAUGCGAAGUAUGAACAUUUGGGAAUGCUGCGUACAUACGAGCUGGGGCUGCAGACAUGGGCAGAUUGGUUGGAUACUCAUGUUAAUCGCACCAAGACUAGAGUUUUCUUUGUUAGCUUGGCACCAACUCACAACAGGGCGGAAGAUUGGGGGAAGGCAAAUGGUCAGAAUUGCUACAAUGAAACAGAGCCAAUUUCUAAUGCAGAGUAUUGGGGAUCAGAAUCAGAUCCUGAAAUGAUGAGUUUAGUGGAAGUAGCCAUCAAGAAAUUGAAAGAGAAGAGUGGUCUCAAAGUAGAUUUGUUGAACAUUACUCAACUUUCUGAAUAUAGAAAGGAAGCCCAUUCAUCCAUUUAUAGAAAGCACUGGGAUCCUCUGACAAAAGAACAAUUGGCAAAUUCAAGUAGUUAUGCAGAUUGUAUACAUUGGUGCCUUCCUGGAGUUCCUGAUAUUUGGAAUCACUUUUUAUAUGUAUACCUUCUUUACUUGUGACCCAUACAGAACAAGACUAAUUGUUACAACAAUAGUAAAAAUGUAGAAUUAGUUUAUUCUUGAAAGGACCGAA